GCACAAGUCACGUUAAUUUGUACUUUGAAUCACAUUGAAUCUGCAUUUCUUCUAGAUAUUAAACAAAUUCUUAUCUACUGCGUUUAAUUUUUUCAAAAAAUGGGCCUUCUAUCAAUACUGCGGAAACUGACAUCCAAUCCUGAUAAGGAAUUAAGACUUCUGCUGCUGGGAUUGGAUAAUGCUGGAAAGACGACUAUUUUAAAAAUAUUGGCCUCUGAAGAAAUAACCAAUAUAACACCAACAGCCGGUUUUAAUAUCAAAUCAGUAGUAACUGAUGGCUUUAAAUUGAAUGUUUGGGAUAUUGGAGGUCAAAGAAAAAUACGACCAUACUGGAAAAACUAUUUUGAAAAUACUGACGUACUGAUUUAUGUAGUUGACUCGGCAGACAAAAAACGAUUAGAAGAGACUGGAAUUGAGCUCUACGAGUUGCUUAGUGACGAAAAACUUAAAAACGUACCACUCUUAGUGUAUGCCAAUAAGCAAGAUCUUCCCGAUUCUCUCACAGCUGCUGAUUUAGCUGAAGCUUUAGGUCUACCAUCUAUAAAAGAUAGGGCGUGGCAAAUUCAAGCUUGCACUGCUUCCCAAAGCAAAGGAGUGCGCGAAGGAAUGGAGUGGAUUUGCAAAAAUUUUAAAUUUAAAUAAUAAUUUUUUGUGUACUAUGCUAGGUCUUAUACUUUGGUGUUCCAAAUUUGAGAGUGAUACUAGAAUCUUUAAAAGUA
Messenger RNA from Sitophilus oryzae (rice weevil), 719 nucleotides. RefSeq names its product ADP-ribosylation factor-like protein 3. Gene Ontology annotation, molecular function: GTPase activity; GTP binding. The coding region runs from base 100 to 642 and encodes 180 amino acids. Gene Ontology annotation, biological process: cilium assembly. The record is from RefSeq and is a predicted model, not a curated record. The transcript is spliced from 3 exons. Lineage: Eukaryota; Metazoa; Arthropoda; Insecta; Coleoptera; Curculionidae. Gene Ontology annotation, cellular component: cytoplasm; microtubule cytoskeleton.